CGACAUUCAGGGCAUCGAGUGUCGCUUCAGCGACGCCAUCGCCUUCAUCAUGGACGCCUUGCACCGCGGAAGCCCGUUCAGUGAGGCCGUGGUAUCGGCCUACGAGAAUGGACUCACAGAAGAUGACCCGCGCGACGACCUCUCGGGCCGUGUCGCCGCACGCAAGAUGCUCAUCCUCGCGCGCGAGCUCGGCCACACGACCAACAUGGCGUCCGUGCUCGUCCAAGACCUGACGCCUCCCAGCAUGCACAACUUGUCGCUUUCUGCGUUUUUCGCUGGCUUGCCACAGCUCGACGCAGCCUUUGAAGCGCAACUCAACGACUCGAGAGCGUCAAAUACCGUCCUCAUGUAUACCGGGCGCCUUGACGCGGACGGCGCGAUUCGUGUCGGACUUGAACAUUACGACCGCCACUCGAGCUUUCACCGUCUGCAAUGGACCGAGAGCUUAUUUGCCCUCACGACCGAGUGGUUCCCCGAUGCGAUUGUUCUCAAGGGCGCGGGCGCUGGUACGAAUGGCACGGUCGCGUCGCUCAUGGCCGACAUUGCAAAGCUCAGCUGCGUGCUCUUCACUGCGUGCGACCUGACGAGCUAA
Molecule: messenger RNA, 592 nt
Organism: Saprolegnia parasitica CBS 223.65
Lineage: Eukaryota; Oomycota; Saprolegniomycetes; Saprolegniales; Saprolegniaceae
Product: homoserine dehydrogenase
Exons: 5
Coding region: 50-592 (180 amino acids)
Biological process (GO): aspartate family amino acid biosynthetic process
Molecular function (GO): aspartate kinase activity; homoserine dehydrogenase activity
Source: RefSeq, a predicted model, not a curated record